This is a messenger RNA of Anthostomella pinea, 1704 nucleotides long. The record is from the annotation of a GenBank genome assembly. Lineage: Eukaryota; Fungi; Ascomycota; Sordariomycetes; Xylariales; Xylariaceae.
AUGGCGAUAGCCAUGGGCUGGCACAAACCCGACAAUGUCGCCGGCUCCUCCGCCCCGGCCAUCAUGGUCGGCCUGUUCGUAGCGACCGGUGGUCUGCUGUUUGGAUACGACACUGGCACCAUCAAUGGGAUACUCGCCAUGGACUCCUUCAUCAAACAAUUCAACACCGGCUAUAUCGACGACCAAGGAGACCCGACCCUUUCGCCAGCACAAAUAUCCAUCGUCGUCGCCAUAUUGAGCGCUGGGACCGUUGCCGGUGCGCUCAUCUCUGCGCCCUUCGGGGACUGGAUCGGCCGUCGAAUAUCCAUCAUCGCUUCAGUCGGCGUUUUCAUUGUCGGUGUUAUAUUCCAGAUCUGCGCCGAUGCCAUUCCGAUGUUAUUAACGGGCCGGUUCUUUGCCGGCAUCGGCGUGGGAGCCGUUUCGGUCCUCGUGCCCCUCUACCAGUCUGAAAUGGCUCCGAAAUGGAUUCGAGGUACCUUGGUGUGCGCGUAUCAGUUCUCCAUCACAUGCGGCCUUCUCUCAGCGUCCAUAGUCAACCUACUCACAAGCAAUUUGCACGGCGCUCCUGCCUACCGCAUUCCCAUCGGCCUCCAACUUACCUGGGCCUGCGUCCUCUGUCUAGGGCUGUUGAUUUUGCCAGAAACUCCACGAUACUUGAUCAAGCGUGGGGACAAACACGCCGCCGGCCUGGCUCUGAGCCGCCUCCGACGCCUCGACAUAACACACCCGGCACUUGUCGAAGAACUCGCCGAGAUCGAAGCGAACCACGAAUACGAGCUCACCCUGGGCUCUGCAUCAUACCGCGACGUUUUCACAGGGUCUCCACACCUCGGCCGCCGUAUACUCACUGGAUGCGGUCUUCAGAUGCUGCAACAGCUCAGUGGUAUCAACUUCAUCAUGUAUUACGGAACGACCUUCUUCCGGAACGCUGGUGUUUUGAACCCGUUUUUGAUCUCCCUCAUAUUGAACAUCAUCAAUGUGGUCUCGACAGUGCCCGGAUUGUUUGUGGUGGAAAGCUGGGGCCGUCGAAAGCUGUUGAUGGUUGGGGCGAUAGGAAUGGCAAUUGGUCAAUUGAUUAUUGCCAUCUUUGCGUCGGUCGGGGGUCCCAACAAUGAAGGGUUGGCAGCGAAGCUCCUCAUGAUAUUUGUGUCUUUGUUUGUGUUCUUCUACGCCGCAUCGUGGGGUCCGGUCGCCUGGGUCGUCACCUCCGAGAUCUAUCCUCUCAAGGUCCGAGCCAAGUCGAUGUCGAUCUCAACUGCCUCUAACUGGCUAUUCAAUUUCGGUAUCGCCUACGGUACACCAUUCCUGGUCGAGGAACGUGCAGGGUAUGCAUCUCUGGGAACCAGAAUCUUCUACAUUUGGGGAGCGUUCUGCAUCCUUGGUGCUAUCUUCGUCUACUGCAUGAUAUACGAAACCAGCAAAAUCAGUUUGGAGCAGAUCGACGAGAUGUACGAGCGUGUUCCGUUUGCGUGGAACAGCAAGAAGUUUGAGCCUAGUUGGAGCUUUCAGCAACUGCGCGAUGAUGGGUUUGCGGACAGUGGUAUCCCGCCACUGGAACACGAGCUGCAACCAUCGGUUACAGGUUCGACUACCGACUCGAGCAUACAGACGAUACAUACGGAUAUCGAUCCCCAAGAGAACAUGUCCGAAGAGGACAAGGAGUUACAUCGAUUGGGAAUGGGUACCGUCGAUUUCAGCUACUGA